UACGAUUUGAUUCAAACACAAACAUGAUUCUUAAAGUAUACGUUUUUGUUUAUAGUGUGAAAUUUUUUUAAUCAAGUUUGUAAAAAUAAAAUGUCACAUUUCUAAGAUUUGUGUCAGACAGUGACCGAGCUAUUAUUAUUAGCAUCUUGACUUGUAAACACAAUGUCUGUUUUUUUGUACUGCCUAUUUUUACUACUUCCUAGUUUGUGUUUUACCGCCGCAGAAAAACUUUUUUCUGCGGAUGUUGAAAGGUAUUUUCUAUCUUCGGGAUUUCACAGAAUUUUAGUAUAUGAUGUUAUAUUACAAGAAAUAAACAAUGCAACAGCCGUACUGAUUAAAGAAAUGUUUCCAAAAGACCUUUACGUUGAUCCGUUUGAAAUUUUAAAUGAAAUGAAUGAAAGUAAAGUUAAAAUUCAAGUUCCAUUGAAGUUUAUUAAUGCAGAAGCACCCAAAUAUUUUGCCCAGCCAUUUGGUAUAGAAUUAUGCAGCACUUCUGUGAGUAACUUCCACCAGAUUUUCCUACCAAUUCACAGUAGGUAUCAAGAGCCACAUUACUGCAAAAAGUUUGGAGAUAACAUCCCUAUUGAAAUGAACAUGCCACUACUCAAAUUCAUUUUUAAUGAUAAUGAGACCGACAAAUGCAGCACUAAUGCACUAGAACAUUCCUGGAAUGUAGUAGAAACAAUUCAAGUUAGCAACCAAGAUUUUACUGUUCCUGUUGGCUGUAAAGAAGACUUUUUAAUAACAAUAACCUUAACAUCUUCCACUUUGGGACUUUCAACAAUUUUUUUACUGCUAUUCAUUUAUAAAUUUAGCACAUACAAUCAACUCUGA
Molecule: messenger RNA, 834 nt
Organism: Uloborus diversus
Lineage: Eukaryota; Metazoa; Arthropoda; Arachnida; Araneae; Uloboridae
Product: phosphatidylinositol-glycan biosynthesis class X protein-like
Exons: 5
Coding region: 163-834 (223 amino acids)
Biological process (GO): GPI anchor biosynthetic process
Cellular component (GO): endoplasmic reticulum membrane
Source: RefSeq, a predicted model, not a curated record